AUGGAGCGAAUUGUUUCGUCAAUUUCUCGACCAUCAAUCGGAUCGAUUCGAUGUUUGCCUCAAUUAAAACUUAUAACUCGUGGUGCCCAUAGAGCACAUCCUGAAUCGUUUCUCAAUGCAUCUUCAUCAAAUUAUAUCGAUGAAAUGUAUGAACAAUGGUCGAAAGAUCCUCAUUCAGUGCACAAAUCAUGGGAUCUUUAUUUUCGUCAUCAACACUAUCAACGACCUCCAACAUUAGGCAUUACUCCGCCAUCACCAGCCUUAAUAGAAUAUUAUCAAAAAACAGGUUUUCUUCAACAACAACCAGUUUCUAUUGCGUCUCAACAACAAGUUCAAUUACAAACAACAAGUCCAUAUGUUAGUGGUGUUCAAGAAAUUCCACUUGAUAUGAAAGCUGUACAAGAUCAUAUGGCUGUACAAGCACUUGUACGAUCUUAUCAGAUGCGUGGUCACAAAUUAGCACAACUUGAUCCACUUGGUCUUUCAUCGGUUGAUCUUGAUGCUGAAAGACCCAAUGAUUUAACAUAUACAUUUUAUAAUUUUACUACACUUGACCCACUCGGUAUACUUGAAGCAGAUUUAUCUGGUGAACGACCUGACUCAUUGAAACUAUCUUCACAUAAUUUGAGUGAAGCUGAUCUCGAUCGAAAAUUUGUUCUUCCACCAAUAACAUUUAUAGGUGGUCAAGAAAAAGAACUUUCUUUACGUGAAAUUAUACGACGAUUAGAAAAUGUUUAUUGUCAAACCAUUGGUCUUGAAUAUAUGUAUAUAAAUAGUUAUGAAAAAUGUAAUUGGAUUCGACAAAGAUUUGAAGAUCCAGAACAGAAAAAGCUGGAAAUUAAAGAUAUUCAACGUGCAGUAAAACGACUUAUUCGAGCAUCGAAAUUCGAAGAUUAUUUAAAGAAAAAAUGGAGUUCAGAAAAACGUUUUGGGCUUGAAGGUUGUGAAGCCUUAAUACCAGCUAUGAAAAUGGUUAUUGAUACAGCUGCACAUAAAGGUGUUGACACUAUUAUAAUGGGCAUGCCACAUCGUGGUCGUCUUAAUGUAAUUGCUAAUGUAACACGUAAACCAUUGGAAGAAAUAUUUUGUCAAUUUGAUCCGAACUUAGAGCCAUCAGAUGUUUCAGGAAGCGGUGAUGUUAAAUAUCAUUUGGGUACAUGUAUUGAACGUUUAAAUCGUGCAUCAAAUACAAUGGUUAAAUUUGCUCUUGUUGCUAAUCCAUCACAUUUAGAAGCUGUUGAUCCAGUUGUACAAGGUAAAACUCGAGCAGAACAAUUUUAUCGUGGUGAUAGAACAGGUGAAAAAGCUAUGAGUAUAUUAUUACAUGGUGAUGCAGCAUUUGCCGGACAAGGUGUUGUUUAUGAAACAUUUCAUUUAAGUGAUUUACCAGCUUAUACUACACAUGGAACUAUUCAUAUUAUUUGUAAUAAUCAAAUUGGUUUUACCACCGAUCCACGUAUGGCUCGUUCAAGUCCUUAUUGUACUGAUGUAGCACGAGUCGUUAAUGCACCUAUAUUUCAUGUUAAUGCUGAUGAUGUUGACUCAGUUUUACAUGUAGCAAAAGUAGCUGCAGAAUGGCGAUGUACAUUUAAAAAAGAUGUUGUUAUUGACCUUGUUUGCUAUCGUCGACAUGGUCAUAAUGAAACUGAUGAACCUAUGUUUACACAACCAUUUAUGUAUAAAAAAAUUCAUAAACAAACUCCUGUUUUAAAUAAAUGGGUUGAUAAAUUAAUAAGUGAAGGUACAAUUAAACGAGAAUGGUACGAGGCUGAAGAAGCUAAAUAUCAAAAAAUUCUUGAUGAUGCUUUUAGUAAUUCUAAAAGUUCAGCAUAUGCUAAAGAUAAAAAUUGGCUUGAUUCACCGUGGAAAAAUUUCUUCACAUCAAAAGGUCCUUUCCCAUAUCCUGAAACUGGUGUACCUGAAGAAACAAUUAAAACAAUUGGUGUUAAAGCACAUGAAUUACCCGAAGGUUUUACUCUUCAUCGUGGUCUUCAACGUGUCUUUGAAAAUCGUGCAAAAAUGUUAAAUGCACGUGAAGUUGAUUGGGGAUUAGCUGAAUCAAUGGCUAUAGGUAGUGUUUUACUUGAUGGUAAUCAUGUUCGUCUCAGUGGACAAGAUGUUGAACGUGGAACAUUUUCUCAUCGUCAUCAUGUUUUACAUGAUCAAGAAAAAGAUCUGGUUUUUCAUGUACCUAUGAAUUAUCUUCAUCCAACACAAGGUCAUUAUACAAUAUGUAAUAGUUCAUUAUCUGAAUUUGCUGCAUUGGGUUUUGAACUUGGAUAUUCUAUAACAAAUCCAAAUUCACUUAUUAUUUGGGAAGCACAAUUCGGUGAUUUUGCCAAUAAUGCUCAAUGUAUUAUUGAUCAAUUUAUUUGUAGUGGACAAGCUAAAUGGGUUCGUCAAAGUGGUAUUGUCCUUCUUUUACCUCAUGGAUAUGAAGGACAAGGGCCAGAACAUUCAUCAGCACGAUUAGAACGAUAUUUACAGCUGGCCGAUGAAGAUGAGGAUCGUGUUACAGAAAUCAAAGAAACAAAACACAUUCAACAUACAGACUUGGCAAUGUAUCAAUUAGAUGAUACAAAUUGGAUAAUAGCAAAUAUAACAACACCAGCUAAUUAUUUUCAUAUUCUUCGUCGUCAAUUAGCUUUACCAUUUCGUAAACCUUUAGUAAUUAUGUCACCAAAAUCAUUACUUCGAUUACCUGCAUGUCGUUCAACAUUUGAUGAAAUGAUAACCGGUACAAGCUUCAAACGUGUUUAUCCUGAAGCAGGUGUUGCAUCAGAAAAUCCUGCUGAAGUUAAAAAAAUAUUAUUUUGUUCCGGAAAAACUUAUUAUGAUUUAGUUGAUGAACGUCGAAAAAAUAAACUUGAUUCUCAAAUAGCUAUUGUACGUAUCGAACAACUAUGUCCAUUUCCAUUCGAUUUAAUUCGUGAAGAACUUGAAAAAUAUAAAAAUGCAAAAAUAUGUUUUGCUCAAGAAGAACAUAAAAAUAUGGGACCAUAUUCAUUCUGUAAGCCACGUCUUGCUUGUCUUCUCCGUUCAAUGAAUGAUGAAAGAGCUGGUGAAAUAAAUUAUGCUGGAAGAGAUUCAGCAGCAUCAACAGCAACUGGUAUUAAAUCAAGCCACUAUUCAGAACAGAAGACAUAUAUGCAUCAAGCAAUGGCUUUUUAA
Molecule: messenger RNA, 3171 nt
Organism: Rotaria sp. Silwood1
Lineage: Eukaryota; Metazoa; Rotifera; Eurotatoria; Philodinida; Philodinidae
Source: the annotation of a GenBank genome assembly